GCCAAGCCCCUGCACGCUUUUCUCCUCUUGGUUGGCUGUUCUCCAAUCUCUAUUGACUGUUUACCUAUCUUUCCCAAGCCUCCGACUCUGGUUCCAUCAGACCCUAUCGCUCAGUAAUCGCCAUGCCUCUGAACGUCGUUCGAGGUGGAGGCGGUGCCCUUCGGAGCCUCUAUCUCAAUGCCGUCUCUCGCCCCUUCCGCGUGGCCAUCUCCCAGCAUCAUGUCCGGCGCGUGUGCCUUGCGACCCAUCGUGGCUCCUUGAAGCCUAUCGCCGGAGCUGUCCCUGCCUCGGGUAUUCUAUCGCGACAGCUUGUCAACACUUACGCGACCGCCAGUGAAGACAAGACCGACAAGAAAAAGACGACGACGAAGAAGAAGGCGGAGACGACGAAGGCGAAGAAGACCACCAAAGCUGCCUCGAAGAAGACUACGCCAGCGGAGACCCCCAAAAAGACCCGGAACUCGAAGCGAUUGACCGAGAAGGAAAAGGAAGCCAAACAGGCGAAGGAGCUGAGAGAGAGGAUCAAGGAGCUCAAGGCGCUCGCGCUGGAUCCGCCCGCAGUUAGCAAAAACAACCCGUGGACCCUCAUGUUAGCUAGCAAGCUUCCCGAGACCCAAAAGGUUCACCACAAGCCCUCGGAAGCAUUCCAGGAAGCUGCCAGGCUUGCCAGGAAUAUCAGCCAGGAAGAGAAAGACCGCUUUACGGCUAUCGCCCAAUCUAACAGAGAAGAAGAUCUGGCCAAAUACGAGAAAUGGGUCAAGUCGCACUCCCCCGUUGAGAUCCGGAAUGCCAACCGUGCCCGACGAACGCUUACCCGGCUGCUGGCAAACGGUCGCCGCACCUCCCGCUUCAAUCUGCUAGAGGAUGAUCGGUUGGUCAAGCGCCCCAAGACGCCUUUCGUCUUUUACUACCAAGAAAGAACCGGGGCUGGGGAUUUCAAGCACAUGCAACUCCCAGACAUGAUGCGUCUCAUUAGGGAGGAAUACAAUGGCCUGACACCCUCCGAAAAGCAGAAAUAUGAACGGCUUCACGAGGAUGAUAAGGCACGCUAUCAUAGGGAGAUCCAGGAUGUCUAUGGCGAGACGUCCAGGACCAAGUUCGAGUGAAUGGUUCGAAGGCGAUGUCAUGCGCCUGCAGUGAUUUAAUGCUCCUUGUUUAUGGAUAUGGGGACGGCUGUAAUGGUGCUCAAUGGGAGUCGCCUUUUUUAAAGAAAUUGGAAGAAGUGUGCCAUGUCGACACAUACCGCACCCUCGUGCCCCUAUGUUUUAUGCACCCCCUUUUGUUUGGUUCAGUACUGUCAUACUCCACGAAUUGUAUUCUUUAGCCAUCUUGCGUGAAAGCCGAAUCAAUCGGUCAGCUUGCCAUCAUACGUAAUCCCUCAUGCUGGAUGGCGGUGUGUAUCCCUUGGAGGGGGAAAUUCUUCCGGAAUAACCAUCGGAAGUAGCG
Molecule: messenger RNA, 1446 nt
Organism: Aspergillus steynii IBT 23096
Lineage: Eukaryota; Fungi; Ascomycota; Eurotiomycetes; Eurotiales; Aspergillaceae
Product: HMG-box domain-containing protein
Exons: 3
Coding region: 123-1106 (327 amino acids)
Source: RefSeq, a predicted model, not a curated record